Messenger RNA from Penicillium maclennaniae, 2199 nucleotides. Its product is annotated as WD40 repeat domain-containing protein. Gene Ontology annotation, molecular function: protein binding. The coding region runs from base 1 to 2199 and encodes 732 amino acids. The transcript has 2 exons. NCBI's taxonomy places the organism in Eukaryota, Fungi, Ascomycota, Eurotiomycetes, Eurotiales, Aspergillaceae. The record is from RefSeq and is a predicted model, not a curated record.
AUGAACUUGGACAUUAUGAGUGCCAAUACGCUUGCUCCGACUAGAAAUUUUGUGGCUUCCGAGGAAGACCAACGCUUACACAAUGUUGGAGUUGCGGCUCUCGCCGCUGUCGCGCAGUAUCCCGGCGCCGUCAAUGAGGAGAGCGGCUCCUUGCUGACGAACGAGGUGGUCCAUGCCAUGACCGGCGGCGCGUUGCGGACUUUUCAGGAUGAUAGCCCCCAGUUUCCAAAUUCGAGGUGGAUGGACUAUGCGGCUUCUUUCGUCCGAGAGAGUGUGCCUGCCGAGCCAGUGAUCUUCUCGCCUGGACCGCAUAUUGUUAGCGAAGCUAGUGACUUGAAUAUGGCCAUCUCCGUGCAGCAACUGAUUGAGCGCGCCGCUCCUUCGCAUGAUAUCGCGACCGCCGUGAGCGAUUGUUAUAGUGAAGAUGACGACAUGUCAAGAGAUAAUGCCCUCGAUUUUGAACAUGUCUUUGAAGGGGACCACAAAUCGCCAUUGACCGAUCCAGAUGACGACCUGGAAAAUCUGAUUCAAUUUUACCCGGACGAGGAAGAAUUCUAUCAUUGGCGACAUACAACAUACACUCGCGCUGGUUCUCCUGGGAUGAAUGAGGUCAACCUUGACGAGUUUUACGCCACUGUCAACUACAGUGCGACAAACCCGAGCUUGCCGCAAACGCCUGCGAACCCGGGACCGGGCCCAUUUCCUCCAAGCGAAGACCAGCCUGAAGUGCAUCCUGAGACUAUCGUUCACACAGCUACUUACGAACGAAAUUUGACCGUCGACGAGUUUAUUCAACGCUGGAUGAUCCAAACCAAUCUCAUAUACGAUGGGUUCCACGCCGAAAGCAGACCUCCUGCACAGAUACGCCCACUCGCCAAGAUGAUGGGUUGGAAACCCGCAUUGGAUAUCGAACGACCGUCUAACCUUAAGCGCGAUUUCUAUGAUCUCCAACAAAUUCCGUGGAGAGAGAUUCUCAAAGUGAAGCGUUCGACCGCUCGUCACCUUCGUGAUACUUGGUACACCUCAUAUCACAAUCUCGAUUACACGCGCAUGGGGGGCGCGGAGCGGCUUCCUGCAGAUGAAACUUACUUCCGCGAGAAAGCAAUGCACACUGCGCACACAGCAUCUAUUGAGCAUUUCCAGCUCCGCAAUUUGAUGUCGGUGCCCUCUUACAAUACUGUCCAUUUCGCCAGUCGAUCCAAGGUCCAGGCGUGGACUCCGCAAAUUGACGAAUUGCGCUGUCUCAUUGACCUUUCCCGGCCAUGCCCAGAAUCAGGAUUUCUCAACGCGGUCAAGAUAUCCAGCAUGAAGUCAGCGUACGGCCUCACCAUGGCAGGCGGGUUUUGUGGCGAGUACGCAUUACGCUCCUCCAACGCAGAAGGCUCUGGCGCCAAAGGCCUCGUUACGCCCGACUUCAACGACGGCAUUACCAACCACGUCGAUAUUAUCCCUAGCCGCACCGGCCCCUCUCCCAUUUGCGUCUUCGCCUCCAAUGACAGACAUCUCCGCGUCCUUGACUGUGAAACCAACAUUUUCCUCUCCGACCAAGAACUUUCCCGCCCGAUCAACUGUACCGCCACAUCCCCAGAUAGUCGCCUUCGCGUUGUGAUCGGUGACUCCCCAGAAGCAUGGGUCAUUGAAGCCGACACAGGCCGGCCUGUGCACCCACUCCGCGGCCACCGCGAUUUCGGUUUCGCUUGCGCUUGGUCGCCCGACAUGCGCCACAUCGCCACAAGCAACCAAGACAAAACGCUCAUCAUCUGGGACGCACGUACCUGGAAACCUCUGGAAACCAUUGACUCCGAUGUUGCCGGCUAUCGCUCCCUCCGCUUUUCCCCGGUUGGCGGUGGCCCCCGCACUCUCCUUUGCUGCGAACCCGCGGACCGUAUCUCCAUCGUCGACGCCCAGCUCUUCCAAAGUCGCCAAGUCCACGAUUUCUUCGGCGAGAUCGGCGGUGCUGAUUAUGCGCCCGAUGGCGGGUGCGUCUGGGUUGCGAACACCGAUCCCCAUUUUGGCGGGUUCAUGCAGUAUGAGCGCUGCCAAUGGGGCAGCUCAUUCGGGUUAACUGAUCUACCAAAUGAGUGGUUGCGCGAGAAUGAGUUGGAUGGAGAUGACAGGUGUGUCUUGAGUGAAAGGGAGCGUCGCUUGAGAUUCUUGCGCAAUUUGUCGGAUGAGCAGCACGAUGCGUUCAUUCUUUAG